This is a messenger RNA of Klebsormidium nitens, 2306 nucleotides long. The record is from the annotation of a GenBank genome assembly. NCBI's taxonomy places the organism in Eukaryota, Viridiplantae, Streptophyta, Klebsormidiophyceae, Klebsormidiales, Klebsormidiaceae.
AUGGAAGGGAUCAAAAGAACCGCGGGCUCUGCUUUAACAAAAGGCCCUGUAAUUGACGACGUCGCCAACCCAGUUGUGACUCCUCAAGGGGAGCCCUUGGAGAUGCCAUUGGCGUCGGUAGAACAAUCGGCGGCAUCUGAUGGGGUGGAAAAAGGGGGUGCGCUGGUGGGCUAUCAAGAGCGACUUGUUGUGAGGCCCAGAGUGGCUUGGGCCGACCAUUUUCAGCUACUGGCGGCAGUCCAAGUGGGGGCGCAAGUGACGUGCUUGCACGCGGUGCAACAGGAGAUAGAGGAUGGCCUCAGCCCAUACGUCGCGGUCGGCGACAGCGACGGCGCCCUCCACGUUUUCCAGCCCACCGGACAACUAGUAUGUGAACAUUCUUCCGCGGCCCGCUCGCCGGUCACAGCCCUCGUUUCCUUCCCCAAGGGCCCCCUAGAAACGUGGCUGGUUUCCGGACAUUCAGACGGCGCGCUCGUACUACACUGUCUGGCGGAAGCUGACAUUGCGGGGGGGUCCGAUGACCCCCCUGGCGCGAAAAUCGUUUCCCACGGGAGCUUGCGAGCUGCUGGGGGGGGGUUGCGGCAGAGCCAAAACGAGCCGGGCGCUUCUGAGGGGGAGGCCAGGUCGCUGGUUGAGAAUGAGGCCCUUCUGGGGGGGUCGGAAUCCGAGGGCGAGGUCAAGAUUCUGCACAUGCUCCGGCGGGGAGGUUCGCAGCUCCUCUUAGCCGCUGACGCGACGGGGGGGUUGGAAAUCUUCGACCUUACCGAGCGAAAACGCCUCGGCAUUUUGUACAAGCGCUCGCGCAUCCUGGCGUUUCAAAAGCCCCUGACGUCGAGCCGGGUGGUGUUCGUGAGCAAGUCCGGGGUCGGCCGAGUCGACCUAACUAGAAUGAUGAUGCACCCGGUGGAGUGCCCCGGGCUCGACGGGAUCGUUUUGGAGAGCUUUGCGUUUGACGUGAACGGACGGUCCAAAGGGUAUGGGAUCGUCGAGGGGGGCAAGGAGAUGGUCGUGGUUAACGUGGGAGGGGACGGGCGGGGCGUCAACUGUCAGCUGCUGGCACGGCGGAAGGGCGCGUUCGAGGGCGCGACGGCGCUGCAGGCGAUCAAAGGUUACCUGGUAGCGCGUUCGGAGCACGGCGCUGACGUGUUCAACACGUCACUUCCGAAGUUUGGGGCAGGAAAGGCGGUCUUGGCGCGCCCGCUGUUCACAGUCCCCUCCGCCGAGAUCACCGCGGCCUUCAACUGGCACCCAGCCUCCUCCCCUCAGGAAUCACUCUCCGUCCCGCCCCCCUUCGCAACCAACAAGGACCGUUUGGUCGUCCUCGCCUUUCCGGGGGGGCUCGUUGGUAUGUACCGCUCAGAGCUGCCCCUCCCCCGGGUCCCGAACCUGGCCGCGAGUUUCCCGGGCACCCCUGUCUUCAUUGCGAUCGUCAUGGUGGCUGCCACGUGGCAGAUUCUCCUGCGCCGGCCCGCCAGGUCAGCGUCCGCCUUUUCCGCCGAGGGUCUCGGGAAGUGGACCGAGGACGACCUCCGCGAGUUCGUCAAGCAGCACGUCAGUGGCAACCGGGCGGAAUCCGGGCGGAACCCGGACAAGUCCGGCCGGAACCCGGACGGAAACCGCAGCUCGGGCUCGUGGCGGGAGUCCCCCUCGAGCAGCCGCGAGGGGAGCAUCGACCGGCCACGUACCCGGGAACGCAGCGUCGAGCGCCCCGGGGGAGAGAGACCCGGGGCGAAUCCGCCCCCCCGGAAUGUAGCCGCGGACUUUGCGCGUGCGGGAGAGAAAGAAAACAUCCCCCGGGUGCCUGUCAGGCAAGGCUCAGCACGGAAGGAGGACCCGGGGGGGGGCCUCCGAGAAACGUGUUGGGGAAUCUGCGCCCUGGGGCGACUGGUGUGAAUGGGCAACUAGAGUUGGUUCGGACGAUGUCGCUCCAACUGCCCCCCCGGCCGGAAGAGCCCCCCCUCAUGCGAACGCAGUCGCUGUCGAGCACCCCCGGCGCGACGCAGCGGGCCGCGAGCAUUAACACCGACCUAGACGCGUUUCUCAAAGAAGCGGGCUUCGGCGAUCUGUGCAGGACCGAGGCAACCAUGUCCCGGAGCAACAGCAUAAACUCGGAUUUCAGCAUGGAGGCGCUUAACACCACGUCGGUGUCGGGCAGGGCCCCGCAGCCGCGCUCGGCAGGCGGUGUCAAUCCCCCCUCGCAGCCGCGGUUUGGGAGCGGGUUACGAACGGGGGGGGGUGAACCGGGGAGUAUGUCAAUGCCCCACUUCGUUGCGGAGGAUUUUAGCGGCGAGUCGGGGGCGCCGCAG